Molecule: messenger RNA, 2103 nt
Organism: Homalodisca vitripennis (glassy-winged sharpshooter)
Lineage: Eukaryota; Metazoa; Arthropoda; Insecta; Hemiptera; Cicadellidae
Product: probable ATP-dependent RNA helicase DDX23
Exons: 12
Coding region: 188-2047 (619 amino acids)
Biological process (GO): mRNA splicing, via spliceosome
Cellular component (GO): catalytic step 2 spliceosome
Molecular function (GO): ATP binding; RNA binding
Source: RefSeq, a predicted model, not a curated record
UCGUAUUCAGCUUCGUCUCUGAUACGUUAUUGUUAUGAUUUUUGGAAUUAAGGUUAGCUACUAGUUUUAUUAAAUCCGUGAAUUAAUAAUUGAUUGUUAAAACAUUGGUACUUUUUGAAUGUACUCUAAAAAGUGUUUGAGUGUAGAGUGCACUGUUUAAGUACGUUAUUUUGGUGACAUAAAGAAAAUGGGACUAGAAAAGAAAAGUGUUCGGAGGAGUCGUAGUCGGGAAAGGGAUAGAGAACGAGACAGAAGAGAUAGAGAUAGAGAAAGAAGAAGGUCAAGAAGCAGAUCGAAGGAAAGGAGAAAGGAUGACCGUAGAAGGAGAGAAGAUGAUGAUGUAAAAAGAGACAAACCUAGAUCUCGAAGUCGCAGCAGAGAAAGAUAUCGUGCAAAGGACAGGAAAGCGUCUCCACCCCAAGUUCCAGUUAAAAAAGAAGAUGAGCUUACUGUUAAAAAAGAGGAACCUAUAGAAGAAGAACCACAAGUGAUUAAAAAAGAGCCUCUUUCCCUAGAAGAACUAUUGGCUAAAAAACAAGCAGAAGAAGCUGAAAGAAGCAAGCCAAAAUUUCUAACAAAGGAAGAAAGAGCAGCUGAAGCAUUAAGAAAGAGACAAGCAGAAGUUGAAGAAAUACGGAAGAAGCAGGAUGAAGAGAGACGCAAAAGGGAUGAUUUUGCAAAAGAAGCAACCAAGCAGAAUGAUGAUAGGGGACGUGAAGAGUUUAGACGUCCAAGGGAUCGUACUACAGUAGAAGACAAAGAGUUGAAUAAGGAUAAAGAAAAAGAAGGAGAAGCUAUCAAAGAGCGAUACCUCGGACUUGUGAAGAAAAAGAGACGUGUAAGAAGAUUAAAUGACCGUAAGUUUGUUUUUGAUUGGGAUGCCUCGGAAGAUACUUCUGUUGACUACAACCCUCUGUACAAGGAGAGGCACCAGGUACAAUUUUUUGGCCGUGGAAAUGUGGCUGGUAUUGACAUUAACCCCCCCGGACCAUAUGCCAUUAUUCUGGCUCCAACUCGAGAGCUGGCACAACAAAUAGAAGAGGAAACAAACAAAUUUGGUGGUCCUCUUGGCAUCCGAACAGUAGUGGUGGUAGGAGGUCUGUCCAGGGAGGAGCAAGGGUUCCGACUACGACUUGGUUGUGAGAUUGUAAUAGCAACUCCGGGUCGUCUGAUUGAUGUGUUAGAGAACCGUUAUUUGGUACUCAACCAGUGUACAUAUAUAGUACUUGAUGAAGCUGAUCGCAUGAUAGACAUGGGUUUUGAACCUGAUGUUCAAAAGAUCCUAGAUUUUAUGCCUGUAACAAACUUAAAACCAGAUAAUGAAGAUGCUGAAGAUGAAGCAAAACUUCUUGCAAAUUAUAAUUCAAAGAAGAAGUACAGACAGACUGUAAUGUUCACGGCAACUAUGCCUCCGGCCGUGGAGAGACUGGCCAGAACCUAUCUGCGUAGGCCAGCUGUGGUCUACAUCGGCUCUAUUGGUAAGCCUACAGAGCGCACUGAACAGAUAGUCUACAUGGUAUCCGAGCAGGACAAGAGACGCAAACUGAUGGAGCUUCUCAGCCGAGGAGUAGAGCCACCUGUCAUCAUCUUCGUCAACCAAAAGAAAGGAGCAGAUGUUUUGGCCAGAGGUCUUGAGAAACUUGGGUACAAUGCUUGCACUCUGCAUGGUGGUAAAGGACAGGAGCAGAGAGAGUAUGCUCUCGCCAGUCUCAAGUCUGGAAGUAAAGACAUUCUGGUCGCCACAGACGUCGCUGGUCGAGGUAUCGAUAUUAAAGAUGUCUCAAUGGUCAUCAACUACGAUAUGGCUAAAACAAUUGAAGACUACACUCAUCGUAUUGGUAGAACUGGUCGUGCUGGCAAGACAGGUGUUGCAGUGUCCUUUGUCACCAAGGAAGAUUCACCGUUAUUCUAUGAUCUCAAGCAGACCAUUCUCUCCAGUCCCAUCUCAACUUGUCCCCCUGAACUGCUGAACCAUCCAGAUGCUCAGCACAAGCCAGGAACAGUUCUUGUUGCUAAGAAGAGAAGAGAGGAAAAAAUAUUUGCCUAAACUACUCAUUAUUGUAAAUAAAGAAUAUUGUUGUAAGAAUACACUUGUAAACUAUC